Messenger RNA from Candoia aspera, 2077 nucleotides. RefSeq names its product carbonic anhydrase 14 (gene CA14). The transcript has 9 exons. Gene Ontology annotation, molecular function: zinc ion binding; carbonate dehydratase activity. The record is from RefSeq and is a predicted model, not a curated record. Bases 392 to 1456 code for a protein of 354 amino acids. Gene Ontology annotation, biological process: one-carbon metabolic process. Gene Ontology annotation, cellular component: plasma membrane. NCBI's taxonomy places the organism in Eukaryota, Metazoa, Chordata, Lepidosauria, Squamata, Candoiidae.
CCAAAAGGCUCAGAUGAAACGAACCGCCUCUUGCACAGGGACUUGGCUGGCACAGGCCUGAAGGGGAGCCAAGCUCUUCCUGCCCCCCCCCCGAAAUACGGUUGGGGCUCCACAGACCAGUGGACGGGUGAUUUAAGGAGCCAGGUCCUCAGCUGCAGGCUGGCUGCCCAGCUUGCCCAGAGCCACCUUAAAUGACGCUGGCCGCCUUCUGGUUGGUGUCCAAUGGGGACCUCCUGACUCCCCUUGAAAGAGGCAAGCAGUGGGGUGUAGAUGUGGGAGCUGAAGAUCCCAUCUUUGGCCAAACAGACUCCUCUUGGCUCGGGACACAUCCAUUUCUUCAAAAAUUUUCUCCCAUUUUUUCACCUGCUUUUUCCUUUUCUGACAUUCCAAGAUGUUGCUAGUUCUCACACUUUGGCAAGCUCUUUCCCAAGCUCUGGCUGCAAGUGGGGGUUCCCACUGGACAUACAAAGGCUCCCACGGGCAGGUGCACUGGCCAGAGACCUACCCAGACUGCGGCCGGCAGGCUCAGUCGCCCCUUGAUAUCCAGACAAGCUUGGUCCAGUAUGACCCCUCCCUGCCCCCCAUUGAGCCAGAGGGGUACCGAAACCCCGGGAGCAGCUUGUUGACCCUGACCAACAAUGGGCACACAGUGCAGCUCUCCCUCCCUGAGGACCUGCGCUUGCACGGCCUGCCCAGCAUCUACUCGGCGGUGCAGCUGCACUUUCACUGGGGCAGCAGCAAGGGCCAUGCCGGAGGGUCCGAGCACCGCGUGGAUGGCCGGGCCUUCCCGGCAGAGCUUCACGUGGUCCACUUCAACUCAGAGAAGUAUGCCAACCUGAGCGUGGCCAAACGCCAACCAGAUGGGCUUGCAGUGCUGGGCAUUUUCCUGGAGGUUGACAGUGUGGAGAAUCCUGCCUACAAUCCCAUCCUGGACCAUCUGGAUAACAUCAUACAUGCAGAGCAAGAAGUCACAGUUGCACCCUUCAGUGUGCGAGAGCUGCUCCCGGCGCAUCUGGGUCACUACUACCGCUACAAUGGCUCACUGACAACCCCGCCUUGCUAUCAGAGUGUCCUGUGGACCAUCUUCCACCAGCCAGCCUGCAUCUCUGCCGCUCAGCUGGAGAAGCUGCAGAAAUCACUUUAUUCUACAAAAGGUGGGAAGACACCCUCAGAACUGCUGGUUAGUAACUUCCGGGCCCCACAGUUCUUGAACCAACGUGUGGUCUUCUCCUCAUUCCCUGUGGGGCCAUCUGGAUAUUCUUCAGGUGUGACUCACCUCUUGUUAGUCGUUAAAGGGGGUCAGGUGGGACUUGCACAGCCAGGUAGCAGAGCUGCAGUGAUGGUGGAGGAAAGGAACGUGAAAAUCCAGCACAAAGCCUGGGGGAAUGGAGGGAUGCUGGAGCCCUGCCCUGGGGCCAGAGGAGGACUGACUGGGGUGGGGGUGGGGGCACGCUAAAGGGUUUGGCACGGGCCACUUGGUGGGGGGAGGGCAAGCGGCUUCUGUCCUUUAGAGCUUCCAAUAAUUAUGUAAAGAAAAUGGGACAUGAGCCAGCAGAGCCUGGCAGACCUUCCAGAGUUCUACACCACCUUCUAGUAAACUAGUUUUUUUUAACCAAUGAGCUUCCUGGCUCACAACUCAGUUGGUUCACUGAACUAGUCCUCAAAGAGGAAGCACAUUCCUUCAUUCAAUUUAGAAUAUAUCCAUCUCCCCCACCCCAUCACUUCUGUAAUUGCUCUGACACCUUCCUCCUUUUAUUUCCAGGUGAAAUCAUUGCCAUAAUUGCUGCAGUGCUCUUGGGCUGCCUCGGUGUCUUCCUCGCAGGCUGGAUUUUGGCAAAGAGAACACGGUGAGAUGCAGGUGAAUGUGGGAGGCCAACCCGUUCCUUGCCUAAUCCCACUGCAGUGCCAAAAAGAGGGAAGCUCCCACGCAUUUUGUUCAGGAGGGGCAAGGAAUUCGAGCAAUCCCUCCCCCACUAGCAAUGCUGCCAUAUGGGUUACCGAGAACGUAAAAAACUAGGAAGAAUUUCACUGGAAAAAGAACACAAUAGAUAUUAAACUUUCUGCUGCUCCAUCCUGA